AUAACAUUUUGCAAGACAGGAAACUAGAGAAGCAGAAAGAUAGGGCAAGUGCAGGCAGGAACGAUUUUGUCAUCCUUAAGACAGGCAACAAUCUCCAAGAUACUAGUAACUCAGAGGGGAAACCAGAAGGUCUCCUGUGAAGGUAUUUGAAUUUUGUUUGAUGCAUCCUUGAGAGAAGAGACGAAACUUGAGUCGCACACCCUAAAAAUCUGAAAUGGGCACUGAGGAGAAAGAUUCAGAGCCUGCAGCUCAACAACCAUCAGAGGAGAAGCAAUCACCAGACAAGGAAAAGGAAUCUCCCGUGGAGCCUCCUCCAGGACAAACAUCUGACACCACCGACCCCCUCAAUACGUACAAGUGGCAUACUGGCUCCAAGGGAAUGCUCAAUGAGGUGAAAGAAGAAGGAGUAGGAGCAGCUACUCCCACACCUAAAAUUGAUAAGACCCAGAAGGCCUCCACCAACAAAUGGAGCAAGAUGCACAACUGGCGCAAGGCCCUGAGUGAGGAAUCUGGAGAUAGAAAUUCAUCCAGUGGGAAAGUUGGAGAUGGAGCCAAGCCAGAUAAAGGCGCUGGUGGAACAAGGAAGAACCCCUUCAGAAGGGCCCUGUCCGAGCCUCCAGGGUCACUGUUUGGAACCCUGUCCCCUUCCUCCAGCGCAGCCAGCUCAGCAAAUGCAGCUUCAUCCUCAGCUGCUGCAGAGGCCUCAAGGGUCACUUCCGCAGACCCUUCACAGAGAGGAGGUGGAGGGGCACUCCUAAAAAAGUACCUGAGGACUGUUUCCCAGAAACUCAAGAGGCCCAGGCUGCAGACUCGGAGCAGCAACCCGGAAUUACUAACAGAUGUGAGAGAGGUUGAAGCGCUACAAGCUGUACCCACUGAACUGCCACGACUACAAUGGGCCCCACCUCAGGAGGUCCCCUUAUGGGACAUUAGCAACUGUAUCCUUGAAGAUGGGCAAAUUCUCAUAUCCCCAGAGGAAGAGCCAACGAUGUGGACCCGAAACCGCGUCAGCAGCUGCCUGUCCAACCUCAGCAUGCAGAACCUUGUAGAUAUCGACACAGAAUGUAGCCCUGACAACGUGGGCCUGCCAGGUGGCCCUAGACCAAAGAACCAAGAUGGUGGUGUGAGGGCACUGAUCAAGCGACGUCUGGAGCACAAGGCCAAGAAAAAUAGCAACACCCAAUUAAACCCAAUGGGACUAAACAAAGGAAGCAGGCACUAUGGUUCCCGGGAGUCUGUUUCAAUUCCAGUCAGUCCAGUGGGGAGUCUAGAUCUGAGUGCAGACACCAGCACUGUCAUCAGGCCGGUCCACAGCUCCAUCUUGGGGGAGAAGUACUGCUUUGAGGUGAUAAGCUCUGAGAACACCCACUGCUUUGGCUGCUCCUCAGCUGCCGAACGAGACCGUUGGAUUGAGGACCUGAGACGGGCUGCCCAGCCCAAUAAGGACAACAUUGAGCGCACAGAGAACUCCCUGAGUCUGUGGGUAAAUGAAGCCAAGGAUCUGCCACCCAAACGGCGCUAUUACUGUGAGGUACACCUGGACGGGACCCUGUUUGCCCGCACCAGUAGCCGAGCUGUCGGCAAGCCAUCUAACCGCUCCAGCCUGGCAGGGGACAGCUCUACUGGGUCUUCAGGAGGCCUGGGGGCCAGUGGAGGUGUGGCUGGAGGGUGUCAACUAUUCUGGGGUGAAUUUUUUGAGCUAGACAAUCUGCCCUGCGUCUCCCAGAUCACCUUGCACCUUUUCCGUGAAGAGGACCCCAAGAAAAAGCGCCAUUCCCGAGAUGAGUCAAGCCUGCACCCAAUGGGGAGUGUGGCCAUACCUUUAGCUGAUAUCCAAGGGAGGACCUAUCAGGAGAAGUGGUAUCCAAUCACACCAUACAAGGCCUCAGGUGCAGCGGGGAACAAAGAGAUGCUGGGAAUGCAGGCCUCACUUCGCAUCAAGGCCCGUUUCCAGAAUCUGCAGGUGUUGCCCAUGGAGAAAUACAAAGAGUUUGCUGAGUAUGUGACGGUGGAUUAUGUUGAAAUGUGCAGAAAUCUGGAGCCACUUCUGAAUGUCAAGGAGAAGGAAGAGCUGGCAGGAGCUCUGGUCCAUGUACUGCAGAGUAUCGGCAAAGCCAAGGAGUUCCUCACCGAUUUGGGUAGUGCAGAGGUGGAGCGUCUCGGAGAGAAGGAGGCACUGAUCUUCAGAGAGAACACACUGGCCACUAAAGCCAUAGAUGAAUAUAUGAAGCUUGUUGGCCAAAAGUACCUUAUUGACACACUAGGAGACUUUAUCACCCGUCUUUAUGCCUCUGUGGAGAACUGUGAAGUUGAUCCUCGUAAAUGCCAUGCCUCUGAACUGUCAAACAACCAGAGGCACUUAAAGGAAGCCUGUGAGGAGGUGGUGCAGAAGAUUACUGAGAUCCAUGGACCCUUUCCUGAAGAGUUAAACAAGAUCUUCUCAAGCUGGGUGGAGCUAUGUGAAGACCAGGGCAGACCAGAGAUUGGCCAGCGUCUAAUCUCUGCCUCCCUCUUCCUUCGCUUCUUAUGUCCUGCUAUCCUCAGCCCUUCUCUUUUUGGUCUGACACAGCCUUAUCCAGAGCCAAACACGCUGCGUACCCUCACCUUAACUGCCAAAGUAAUCCAGAAUUUGGCCAACUUCACCCUGUUUGGUGAAAAGGAAGAGUACAUGCUCUUUAUGAAUGAAUUCCUGCAGCAGCAUUGGGAUAGAAUGAGAGGCUUUCUCCAAACAGUGUCCAGUCUAGACAACGAAAUCCCAAUGACUUCCUUUGAUGGCUAUGUGGAUCUGCCUCUGCGCUUGGCUGUGCUCCAUGGCCUGCUGGUAGACAUUAUCUAUCAGAAGGACCAGGACACAGUUGACAAGCUGCACCCUCUGCCUUCAAUUCUGAACCAGAUAACAGAGUCAAUUGGCCCUGAAGCACCUCGGAUCAUAGUUAGUAGCGAAAUGGGACAAGCCAAGCCAAUGUAUGUUCCUCCUAAAGACUUAGGCAAGUACAGCCCUCACCAGUCAUCCCUCCAGCAGCUUCCUGUUGACUCCAAAGGCCUGCGAGAAGGGGAUGGCAGGCCUCGAAGGAGAAUGAGGAAGCCAGUCACCAGAACUCAGAGUGCUCCACACAGACAUCCCGGUCACGCAAAACAUGCUUUGAAGAGGCAAAGAAGUUCUGAAGCUCUGCCAACAUCUGACCAUGAACAAGAGAUGGAGAACAACCAGCCACUUAUCUCACCACCAAAUACUAGAACCAGUAUCAAACGCCCACCUGCACCAGUUCCCUGGAUCAAAGACAUCCACAACAGAGAGUCAAGUGAGAUGAAGAUUGAGAAUGAGGAGUUCAAUUUACUGGAUAGGCAUGCUCAAGAGCUGUCAGAGCUUCGUCUGGGGAUAGAGAAGGUGACGGAAUGUGAGCUCGACAUGGCAAAGCGCCUGGAGGACUUUAUUAUCCAAAGCCAGGACCAGAAUGCAAUGCUGCAGACUGAGGUGAACGAGCUCCGGAAUCUGCUGGCUGUGCGAGAGGAGCAGCUCGCCAGCGCCACCUUCAGGCUGGGUGUGAUAGAGGAAGAAAGGGAGGAAGAUGAGAGGAAGUUAAGUGUUGCCUUUGCAGCAACAGAGCGAAUGAACGUACUGGAGGAGCAGUUUGCAGGCCUGCUGAGGGACCUUAACCAGCUCAGUGAAGCCUACAACAGUGGCCAAAACAAUAUACAGCAUCCUGAAAAGCCACACAUCAACAGCAACUGAACCCUGAUAGCUUCAGUUUCACAGUUUUGUAUAAAUACAUAUAUAAAGUUCAUGUGGAAACCUCUGCCUCCCUGAAAUUGCAAUUUUGGUUACCUGGUUAGAUGUAAGUUUACUCUAUGAAGAUAUUCAGAAGGGAUGUGAGUGGGCAAACUGAUGACUCUCGGAUGAACAUAAACAUGAAACCUACAGAUUUUGUCUGCAUUUCAGCUUUUACUGUUUCUCAGCUACAGAUGCAUUUGAAUUUAAAAACCUUUAUUAAAAUAAAAAAAUUAAACCUGAA
Xiphias gladius (swordfish) is the source of this 4013-nucleotide messenger RNA. RefSeq names its product RAS protein activator like 3 (gene rasal3). The record is from RefSeq and is a predicted model, not a curated record. Gene Ontology annotation, biological process: regulation of GTPase activity. The transcript is spliced from 19 exons. The coding region runs from base 215 to 3733 and encodes 1172 amino acids. NCBI's taxonomy places the organism in Eukaryota, Metazoa, Chordata, Actinopteri, Istiophoriformes, Xiphiidae.